This is a messenger RNA of Aplosporella prunicola CBS 121167, 552 nucleotides long. RefSeq lists its product as uncharacterized. The record is from RefSeq and is a predicted model, not a curated record. Gene Ontology annotation, cellular component: preribosome, large subunit precursor; nucleolus; nucleus. Bases 1 to 552 code for a protein of 183 amino acids. The transcript is spliced from 2 exons. Gene Ontology annotation, molecular function: RNA binding. Gene Ontology annotation, biological process: ribosomal large subunit biogenesis; ribosome assembly. NCBI's taxonomy places the organism in Eukaryota, Fungi, Ascomycota, Dothideomycetes, Botryosphaeriales, Aplosporellaceae.
AUGCGCCCGCUCACCGACACCGAGACGCAGGCGCUCUUCGCCAAGCUGGCCAACUACACGGGGCGCUCGCUGAACCACCUGAUCGCCAGCGGCAGCGAGGACCGCCACGUCUUCCGGGUGCAGAACUCGCGCGUCUACUACGUGCGCGAGUCGAUAGCGAACCUGGCCACGUCGAUCGCGCGGCCCAACCUCCUCUCGCUCGGCACCUGCCUGGGCAAGUUCACCAAGACGGGCAAGUUCCGCCUGCACGUCACGGCGCUGGACGUGGUUGCGCCCCACGCCCGCUACAAGGUCUGGGUCAAGCCCAACGGCGAGAUGCCCUACCUGUACGGCGGCAACGUGCUCAAGGCCCAUGUGGGGCGCUGGAGCGACGAUUGCCCCGAGCAUCAGGGUGUCGUCGUGUAUGCCAUGGACGACACGCCCAUGGGUUUUGGCGUCACCGCCCGCUCCACCGCCGAGGCCCGCCGCCUCGACCCCACCGGCAUCGCAACCUUCCGCCAAGCAGACAUCGGCGAGUACCUGCGCGAGGAAGACACUUUGUUCGCGACCUGA